AUGAUCACUCGACCAUGGCACCGUCGUCGUUCGGACGGUACGAGGAAUCGCUGUCGCCACUCGUAUCCGCCGCCAAGUACACGCUCCUUGGUCUCAUCUGCAUCCCAAGCCUUUGCCAUUCGUCUGUUCUUGGUCGCACGAUACAACGGCGUAAUCCACGAAAUCAACCCAUACUUCAACUUCCGAGCCAACAAAGUCCUCGACUGGUUUGACGAUCGAUCGUGGUACCCGCUGGGUCGCGCCGUGUGUGGCACCAUCUACCCCUGGCUCAUGUCGACGGUGUCCCUGUUGCACUGGACGCUCAACGUCGUGUUUCGCCUUCCCACCAUCCUCCGGAACACAUGCGUGCUUAUCGCGCCAAUCUUCGGCGUGGGGACCAUCGUGGCCACGUACCUCUUGACCAAGGACGUGACUUGCCGCGCUUCCAUGGCACUCGUCGCCGCCGCGAUGGUGGCCGUCGUGCCCGCCGACACGUCUCGGUCCGUGGGCGGCUCGUAA
This is a messenger RNA of Aphanomyces astaci, 498 nucleotides long. RefSeq lists its product as hypothetical. Gene Ontology annotation, cellular component: membrane. The transcript has a single exon. The record is from RefSeq and is a predicted model, not a curated record. Lineage: Eukaryota; Oomycota; Saprolegniomycetes; Saprolegniales; Verrucalvaceae. Bases 1 to 498 code for a protein of 165 amino acids. Gene Ontology annotation, molecular function: oligosaccharyl transferase activity.